UUCUGUUUCUCAGUUAUCUAAUUCCUCUGUCCCUUCAGGAUCCAGUUCUCAAAGCAGUCAAUCUACUGAGACGCCAAGGCCAGCCCUGCUUCCCACCCCUGGUACCUAUGCAUCAAAAAUAGCUAGUUCGACUGUCUAUUCACCUUACCAUUCUCAAGUAAGUUCAUCCUUCGGCUCUCCAGACCACGGAAAGUCUCAAGUUCAUCUUGGUAAACAAACUGUCUCUGUUUCAUCUGAGCAAGGAUGUGGGGAACUGAAAACCACUUCUGCAAUGUCUUCAACACAUGCACCUAUCACACAGGAUAAACCAGUGAGGUCAGGUGGAUUGCUUCCAGAUCCUCCCAGAUCAGCACGUUUUGAAGGCCCCAGAGGCCCUAGAUUUGAUGGACCUCGAGGAAGAGGAUAUGACAAAUUUGAAGGCUCAAGACAGAGAGGACCUCGGUUUGACUUCCAGCGCUCAGAAGGAUACAGGUCACGUUUUGACCGACAGAACACAGAUGGUCAGUCUUCAAGUAGAUGGGGUACUAUCCCACGAGGACCAGCAGCACAAUUUUAUACUUCGACAAGUGCAUCACAUGGACAUGGUUCCCGACCUAGUGGUCCACGGUGGAGGGGGCCCAGGCCUCAUCUGGGGCAGCAGCAGCAGCAUUCACAGAUAGACUCACAGUCAGAAAACAAAGAAGCUUUCACAGAUAUAGCUGGCAAUCAGCAGACUAUAGCCAGUUGA
This is a messenger RNA of Opisthocomus hoazin, 727 nucleotides long. Lineage: Eukaryota; Metazoa; Chordata; Aves; Opisthocomiformes; Opisthocomidae. The record is from RefSeq and is a predicted model, not a curated record.